Messenger RNA from Arvicanthis niloticus (Nile rat), 1932 nucleotides. It is a transcript of the gene Fbxo15, whose product is annotated as F-box protein 15. Gene Ontology annotation, molecular function: protein binding. Gene Ontology annotation, cellular component: SCF ubiquitin ligase complex. The record is from RefSeq and is a predicted model, not a curated record. NCBI's taxonomy places the organism in Eukaryota, Metazoa, Chordata, Mammalia, Rodentia, Muridae.
UGUGUCAAGGCGGGCGUGUUAUUGGUAUCCUUGGUUUUCCAAUGGCCGUGUGGCUUAAACAGAACUUGCAAAAUCGGAUUAGUUGCAAAUUGCGUGUUCUCAUGGCCUUCCUGUAGAGGAAUGUGUCAACUGAACAGUUCUUCAUGUCAUGGGUUUGCCAUAAUUAUGAAAACGUGACAAUUCAGCGUUUUCUUUUCAGAAAAACAGCUAACAAACGUAGCUGAACCGGGCCACACAGGCUAACGGACCAAGAAUUGGCGUCAGGAUGACCGGGCGGAGGGAAAGAAGCCGGGCACGGGAUUGUCCCGAACGUUGUUCGUGCAGCAAAGGUGGAGGUGGUGACAGAGAAACUCAGCCCACGCAUGCGCGAGCCCGGUCGCGGUUUUGCGCACGCGUGAGGGGCAGUGCUGCGGUUUUCUGUCCUGCCGCUAGAAGAAAGGGUUCUGGAGUUAAGUUUGCUAGAGGCUCAUCUGUCAUGAGGCAGUAUCCCAGGCGAGGCCAGCACAGUGAGAAGCCUUUCUCCAUCAGCUUUAUGUCCCUGGACAGAAUGCCCUCUGAAAUCUUGCUGAAUAUAUUUUCUUACUUGGAUGUGGUGACCUUGCUGAACAUUGGAUGUGUGAACAGACGCUUUUAUCAUUUGGCCAAUGACAAUCUUAUUUGGGUCAAGAUCUACUCAGCUGCAUUUACAUCAAAACGAUCACAUUGGAAAGUGACUUCAGUGGAGGAAACAGCCACGUGUGUGAGCUUACUGUCAGUUGAGGAUAAAGAAGUUGGAUACUGGAAGAAACAAUAUAUUACAAAGCAGAUCUCAUCUGUGAAAGCAGCCCUCACCCACAUUGUCAAGCCUGUCAACCCCUACACAGGUCUUCCUGUGAAGACCAAAGAGGCCCUCAGAAUAUCUGGCUUAGGUUGGGCAAUUAUCUUAAGAGAGAAAGAUGGAAAAGAACACAUCAUGAAGCAUGCUGACCUUUCCUUAAAUGAUACAUCUGUCACUGUUGUGUGGCAUGGCAAAUAUUGGCCACAUUUAGCCACAUUGUCCACCCUGGAUUUGUAUGGUGUGACACCACUUUUUAUGGACCCUGACCCAAAUGGUCCACGAUGGCUGUCUUUAAUUGGAAAGUAUGAUCUGAGUAAUUUGAGCACGUCUACUAUGGUUGGCUGUGACAGACUUGUUCGGAUAUUCUGCCUAAAUCCCGGCCUCCUGGUGGGGCUGUGGCAGAAGGAGGAUGGACUAGCUUUUGUCAUGGCAAAUCUUCAUUUCCAUCAGCUUGUGGAGAGGAGCACACUGGGCUCAGCCACUCUUCCCUAUGCGCCACCUCCCCACAGUCCGUUUGUGGACGACAGCCCGGAAUAUGGACUGCAAGGCUAUCAGCUGCACAUUGACAUGCAUGGCGGUGGGAUUUUCUACCUGUGUAGCACCUUCCGCAAUCUCUUCUCCAGGAGAGGGUACAUUGAAAAUGGAUAUGUGAAGUUCGAGGUGAUAUGUUUAAAAAAUAACAGAGAACACCUACCUCUUAUUGGAAAAGUUGGCCUUGCAUGGAGAACUAAUGUUUUUGAUGGCUUUAUUGAGAGUUGCUCUGUAGUGGAUGUGACUCUUCUGGAUGAGCACAAGAAGCCGUUUUGGUGUGUGAGUUCUCCAGUGUGCAUGAAAUCCGCUGCCUACUCCUCUGAUGGUCCUAAUUUCCUGGGACACACUUACUAUGUCGACUACAUGGACACAGAAGGAGGACUGCACGCAGAGCUAGUGUGGAUCGAAGAGACCGAAGAAUACUUCAUUGUCAGCCUGGCCAUUUACCUCAGUGUAGCAAAAAUAAACCAUUGGUUUGGGACAAAAUACUGAGUUUUAGCAGUAGGGAGCAAAGUCUUGUUAUUAGUAAGCUGUUUUUUACAACUUUGUUUUUAUUGAAAGUUAAAAUAAAGCAUAUUCAUGGU